Molecule: messenger RNA, 1653 nt
Organism: Aspergillus calidoustus
Lineage: Eukaryota; Fungi; Ascomycota; Eurotiomycetes; Eurotiales; Aspergillaceae
Source: the annotation of a GenBank genome assembly
AUGUCUGCCGAUAUCAAGCAGGAGCACGUCGCCCACGUCGCCAAUCCGGGCAUCGCGGUCGUCGCGGAGGGCACGGGCAAGACCGCUCACAACGCGGGAGCCAAGGAGAAGGAGGUCUACAACGCCGAACUGUUCGCUGCCAUCCAGGAGUCCCACAUUCAGAAAUGGAGCAAGGAGAGUAUCAAGCUGUACCUCUGUGUCUUCAUUGCCUUUUGCUGCGCCUGCGCCAACGGUUAUGAUGGUUCCUUGAUUGGCGCCAUCACGGUCAUGCCUCACUUCCAGUCCACCAUGGGCAGCCGAGACGCCGGCUGGCAGGUCUCGGUCAUCUCUUCUCUCUACUCUGUCGGAUCCAUCGUCUCUACUCCUUUCGCCGCCCUUGUGAGUGACAAAUGGGGUCGUCGCGCCGGCAUGACCUUUGGCGCAGUCAUCAUCAUCCUCGGUAGCGUCAUUUCCGCCAGUUCGUUCAGCCUCGCGCAGGUCACCGUCGGCCGAUUCGUUCUCGGUUCCGGCAUUCAGUUCAUGACAGUGGCUGCCCCUGCCUACUCGAUGGAGGUGGCUCCUCCCCAAUGGCGUGGUCGUGCCACCGGCUUCUACAACUGCGGCUGGUUUGGAGGUGCCAUCCCCGCUGCCCUCGUCACCUUUGGCACCGCGUACAUCGACAACACCUGGUCGUGGCGCAUCCCUUUUAUCGGCCAGUGCUUCGCCUGCAUCAUCGUCCUGUGCUCUGUCUGGUUCCUCCCCGAGUCCCCCCGUUACCUCUUCUCCCAGGGCCGCGAGCAGGAAGCCAUUGCCUUCCUCACCAAGUACCACGGCGGCGGCAACCCCGAGGCUCGUCUCGUCCAGCUUCAGAUCGAGGAAAUCCGCGCCAGUGUCUUGGAGGAUCUCGAGGACCGCCGCAUCCCCUGGUGGGACUUCCGCGUGCUCUUCAACACGCGCGAGGCCCGCUGGCGUACGGCCCAGGUGGCCAUGAUGGGCAUCUUUGGUCAAUUCUCCGGCAACGGCCUGGGCUACUUCAACCCCCUCAUCUUCAGCCAGAUCGGUGUCGAGACCACCGCUGAGCAGCUCGGCUUCAACAUCCUCGGUCAGUGCCUGCAGGCCCUCGGUGCCGGAACCGCUGUGUCCCUGACCGACCGCAUGCCCCGGCGCAAGGUCCUGGUCAUCGGUACUUUCAUCUGCGCCGUCAUGCUCGCCAUCAACGGUGCCACCAGCCACGAGUUCCACAAGACAGACUCCAAGAGCAUUGGCCAGGCCGCGCUUGCCUUUUACUUCCUCUUCAACAUCGUCUACUCCUUCACCUACACCCCGCUGCAAGGUGUCGUCCCCGUCGAGGCCCUCGACAACCGCCGCCGCGCCAAGGGUCUCGCCUUUUAUGGAUUCCUCACUGGUUGCUUUGGCUUCAUCAACACCUACUGCACCCCCGAGGCGUACGAUUCCAUCUCCUACAACUACAUCUGGGUCUUUGUUGGCUGGGAUUGCAUCGAAACCCUCUGUUGGUACUUCUUCGGUGUCGAGGCUCAAGGCCGUACCCUCGAGGAGCUCGACUGGGUCUACCAGCAGCCCUACCCCGUCAAGGCCUCCAAGAAGGUCGACAAGGUCAUCCAGCAGGCCGACGGAACCGUCACCGAAAAGGUCGUCGACCACAGCGACGCUUAA